AUGACAGUUGAAUGGCGAACUUGUCUUGAACAUUGUGACCAGGCGCUCCCGACCAAACCGAUGGCCCCAGUUCCCCACCGCGAGAUCAUUUGCAGCUUUCUGUCUUGCCUUGGCGUCUUCUGUACCGAAAGACCGACCGACCGACCGACCGACAGCCCCGGUGUUGAACACGCGAUGAGAUGGAAUGGGAUGGGACGGGAAGACAUGUGCAGCUGUACGAAGUGUGGAAGUGGUAUUCAAUCGUGUCCAUCAUGUCAAUCGCUUCUGUCUCGUUGUCGUCACGUCGUCACACUCGGCUAG
Molecule: messenger RNA, 300 nt
Organism: Colletotrichum paranaense
Lineage: Eukaryota; Fungi; Ascomycota; Sordariomycetes; Glomerellales; Glomerellaceae
Exons: 1
Coding region: 1-300 (99 amino acids)
Source: RefSeq, a predicted model, not a curated record